Messenger RNA from Suillus fuscotomentosus, 462 nucleotides. RefSeq lists its product as uncharacterized. Lineage: Eukaryota; Fungi; Basidiomycota; Agaricomycetes; Boletales; Suillaceae. Gene Ontology annotation, molecular function: alpha-1,3-glucan synthase activity. Bases 1 to 462 code for a protein of 153 amino acids. The transcript has 3 exons. Gene Ontology annotation, biological process: fungal-type cell wall (1->3)-alpha-glucan biosynthetic process. Gene Ontology annotation, cellular component: fungal-type cell wall. The record is from RefSeq and is a predicted model, not a curated record.
AUGGACUGCCAGCCCUACGGUCGCAACUGGAGUUUCCUGUGGAAUGUUUCAAUCCCCAAGUGGGCGAUCUUGCUUCUCAUAAUCUUCUUUUUCGUCGGUGUCUGGGUUCUCAUGUUCUAUAUCCUCACGUCUUUGAGUAAGACCCAUACUUGGUUGUUGCCUGUGUUCGCUGUCGGCCUCGGCGCUCCAAGAUGGUGCCAGGGUGUUGGCUUGGGAAUGAUUCUCCUGCAGACGUUGUCAAGAUUACACGUCUGUUCCGCGCUCGCUCUCGCUCAGGUCAUUGGGUCUAUCUGUGUCAUGGCCGCCCGCGCAACUGCAUCAAACCGCAUCGGCCCAGGGAGCGUAUUCCCUGAUGUCGGAACAUGGGACUUCUCGCAUGGUCUCAAGGGCAGCCCGAUGGCCUCCGCUCCAUUCUGGCUGGCGCUGACCUGCCAGACUGUCAUUGUACUAGGUUACUUCUAG